AACGCAGGGAUCGCAUCAAGCCAGGGGUGGGGUCGCUUUGAUACGCAACCAGACGUGGAUGUACGCUCCACGGCGAGCUCCAAAGCUCUAAACUUUAGUGAGAACAAACCUCCUGCAGGAGGAGACAGAGGGAGGCUGCAGGCGUGCAGGUUCCUUUAAAGAUCUGGUCCAUCCAGGAAAGCUGCGCAGUCCAGGAUUUAUUUUACUAGACAAAAAAAUAACCUCCACUCAGUCUUUUUUGUCUGCAUCCUUUACUGGGCGCCAUGGCGUGGCCGUGCAUUACGCGCGCUUGCUGCAUCAACCGCUUCUGGACCGAGCUGGAUAAAGGGGACAUCGCGGUGCCUUUGGUUUUCACCAAGUACUCGGAUGUGGCUGACGUGCAGCAUCUGGCCCAUCACCCGCAGCAGAAGCAGAAGCGGGCCGCCGCAGCCUCGGAGACCUGGCCGCAUCCUGAGCAGCCGGAGGCCGCCAAGGCACCGCCCGCGACGGGUGCCGCAGCGGGCAAAGAUGGCUCUGCCGCGUCCGUCAUGCGCCAAGACUUUAAGGCGUGGAGAGUGCGCCCUGAGCCCAGCUGCAAGCCCAGAAACGAGUAUCAACCCCCGCCGGCCCCUUUCAGCAACGAAACUCAGUAUCAGAAGGAUUAUAAAGCCUGGCCCAUACCGAAAAAACACGACCACCCAUGGAUCCCCAAACCCGCUCCCAACACCUCCUCCGGCGGCCCAGAGAGGAGCACAGAGCCCGGUAAGCUGGAGCAUCAGCCCGCUGAGACCGAGGGGGGCAUGGAGAAGUGCGAGAUCGAGGAGAAGAUACAGGAGAAGGAGUCAAAGCAGGUGGUGAGGAGGGAAAAGUCGGCGGAGAGGAAAGCUGGUGAGUCUGCAGAAGAGCAGCGGAGAAGCAGAGCGGCUGCAGAUGCUCUCAACAAGCAGAUAAAGGAGGUGAUGUCCACCUCCAGCAGCUACAGGACUGAGUUUAAAGCCUACAAGGAUGUGAAACCAGUGAAGCCCAUUAAAGCUCCAUCCCAGUAUAAACCACCUGGAGAGGAGACCAGCCUGGAAACAAGCUACAGUGCCACGUUCAAGGGGGAGCAGGUGAAAGGUCCGGCGACUGACAACAAGCUGCUGGAGCGCAGGAGGAUACGCAGCCUGUACAAUGAGCCGGGCAAGGAGCCCGCCAAGGACAUCUCAGAGACUGAGAACCUGCACCUGCAGUAGUCAGGUGGACAAGCCAGUGUCCCGCACCAAACCAAGAAAGGCACCGACAACAACAACAGGGAAGACGGUGAAAAAAGCUAAAGAGAAGCAGAUUUCUAGUUCCCAGUCAGCAAAGAAGAAACCCCCUGGAGGCUCUUCAGAACCCAAACCGGACGGCGCCGUCUCCAAGAAGAGCAAAGAGAUCAGCAACAGACUGGCUGAGGCCAAUCAGUAGAAGAGGAUCAUUUCUAACCAUUUACGUGAUAAAUUAAGCAAAUCUCUUCCCUACAGUUUCUCUCCUCCCUUCUUUUCCCGACCUGCGUGGUCCACCUGAUGUUUCGCUUGUAGAAUAAUGAUAUGACUGUAAUCUGUGAGAACGAGUGAAGGUUUGUGAUUCUUUUUGUAUUUUGGUGCACUGAACUGCUUUUAUAUAGCUGAGCACAUAAUUUGCACAUAUGACUUUAAUUUGCGAUCAAACUUUAUAAAGGAAGGGGACACGUGUUUGUUUUUGGUGCAAAAGUCUUGUGCUGCCCUUCAUGAGGGGGAGGUUUCUGUCAUUGUGAGUGCGUCUGUAGUUAUCUCAUGGAUGGAUUUAAAGCAACACUAAACAGUUUCCCGCUCCUCCGCCCUACUGGUUGACAGUGGAAUUACCACGGUCAUAAACAACCCUGCUGCAGCUAGCGCUAACAACGAGCUAACACUAACAUGAGUAAACAAUACUAAAAUAAACCAGAAAGGAAAAAGAUCCACGCUGUUGGACAACGAAUAUUAUUACUUACAAGUCCAGUAGCAACAAAGCCAGGUCACCAUCAGUCCGCGAUUUUAUAGCCUCCUUUAGCUCUCUCAAACUAGAGUAGGCCAGUGUUCACUCGGGUUUAGCUCUUUGCCUCCAAAGACAUUUCUCUGACUUUUACUUCUAGGCUCCAUCAUGAUGCCAACAAAAAAAGCAAGCUUCCUUAUUUUCUUCUUGUGGUUUUUAUUGAUUUUCUGCAAACCUAAAAAGCUAACUGCUAGCCUUUUAAAUUAGCGACCAGCACAGAAAAUAGCCAACAGCCUUUAAGGAGGUAAAGAGCGCCCCCUAGCGCACCUACCUGCUACACCAAACUGCUGUUUCUGGUCAGUAGAGUGCUGUAGCGUGAAGUUGGUGAAGUUUCUACCUACACAAUCACUGAACCCCACUUUUAAAGGAAUUGGUUAAAGUGUUAAAACCUCCUUUGUGUCGCUGUAAGUGAACUUUCAGAAAGUAUUCAGUCAUGAUUUCCGUUACAGCUAAUUUACAUUAUCCAGCACAAAAAUGGCUCCCGGUCAUUUUAGCUUUACGAAUGUUGAGCUAAAAUUGGAUUUCGUAGCAGCUGAUAGUCUAAAUUAGGUUUUAACAAAAGAACAAUUUAAUUUGCAAUUCUGAAAAGCAGCGGAAAUUAAGCUUUUCCUCAUUAAUUUCCAGGUCUUUAAAACAGAAGUUGGGAGUUUCCCCCUACAGGUAUUAUGUAUGAUUUUUUUUAAAUCCAUAAAAAUCUGCUGACAUAAUGUAGGCAAUACAUUUUAGCUAAGCGCGCUCCAUCCCACAGAGCCCAGCGCAACUUCAACUGAGCGCCAUUUUACUUUAGCCAAUAGCGUUGGACAUCCGUUUAUGCACAGAUGUUGCCAACAUUUUUAAGGACAAGUAAGUCUUUAAAAAACAUAUAUAUGAAUAAAUAGUAUAACGUAAGAAUUGUAAUUACUAAAACAAGGUGUUUUGGCUCUGUUGGCCAGCUAGAGGUGCACGUUCACAAACAAGAGGCGCUGCUUCUAGCUGUAAUCACAGAAGUAGAGGGAUGGACUUAAGGUGCAAUGCAUUUGUUCUGCCUCUAGAUGGCGCCCGCUGCUUUAGCUAUUUUAUAUUUUCCUCAAAAUAAGCCAGACUUUCUUGUAAUCCUUCAAAGUGGUGACGAUCAUUAGUUCAACAUUCCUGAAAGUUUCUCUUUGACCUUUGCUGUUUCACACCGUUUUGGUCCAUGCGUUGGAAUGAAACUUUUUUUUAAAGAAAUCCAUUUUUUUUACACUUUUAAUGUGACCUUUAAGUUGUUUGAUGAGAAAACUUUCCCUGAUAUAAAGGAGAACAUCUGAAUUAAUAUGAAAACGUUCUCUUGAGUAACUUUGACUGAUUACGACCACUUUUAUUAAAAUUACAAGAAAAUCCAGCUUCUCUGAACUAUAAAGUAAUACAAGGGGAUGGCUUGAGACUUUUGCACGUUAUUGAUGCAUGUGUGUGAAACGUUUUUUUUAAACCGUUGAAUGGACUGAGAUCAGGUUUAAUAUAAAUCAGUUAAAGGACCUAAAGCUUUUUGUUUUCUGAGACCGAACCACACGAGUGAUCUAGGGAAAGGUCAAACUCUGUUUUCCGAUUUCUUAAUUUCCAGUGCCUCCGCUGUACGGUUCUCGUUUCAUUCCAUUGUUCUGGAUGAUAUCUGGUUUAAUCAGAUUGGUUGCUAAGAAACCAAACCAACUAUAAUGUAAUUUCCACUGCUUGCAUGCAAGAUGCUGCUCUCCUUCUUUUUAUUUAUUUUUAUUGGUUAAGUAGCAGCAUACAGCAGCCUGCACUCUGCAGUCACAUUCUAGCUUGUAAAUUUGCAGCAUCAAAGGCAAAUUUAUAGGAAAAAGACAUUUUCAGAUAUAAUGCAUGAGUAGAAAUAGGUAGCAAUCACACCAGAAGCUACACUCAGAAUAAAAUCAUAAUCGGGUGACUGUUAAAGCUGUAAAAAUGACAGAAAAACGGCUCUCUCAAAUGAAACGAGAUCCUCUGGAAUUUCAACAUAACUACAGCAGUUUUGUGACAUCGUAGUGAAAUUAUAGGAAAAAAAGGUGAUUCGCUGACUAAUCUUCUCCAGGUGUUUAAAGAGCAAGUCACCCCCUACCAGAUUCUUACUCAACUCCCACUUCCCGUUUGAAAAAUGCAACAAAUGCUGUUGCCUAGCAGACCGAGAGGGUGGAGCCGCUAACAAAUACACACACUCACGACAUUGUGACAUCAUAAUGUACCAUCUAGCAUCAUAGUGUGCCUCUUAGCCAAUAGCGAUGGCAGAUUUAAAUUCAAAUGCAGUGCUGAGUUUUUACCUGACGACGGUGCAUCGCUGACAGCUUUAGGCAGAAUAUUUAAAAUUUAACUAAGAUGAACUAAAAUGCCGAAUUAUUGACUACAUUUGUCCACAACACGAUCAGACACUCAUUUAUAUAGUUUAUCAGCAAAAAAAAUGUUGAUUUGGCGUGACUUGCUCUUUAAGGACAAAGAAAAAGGCCAGGACUAAAUUAAUUCAAAACGCUGCUGUCUGAAAUCACGUGCUGAAAUGUCAGCCCAGCCUUCCCUUUCAGGUUGUUAUCCGCCACGAGUCUCGUCAGCGGCUUCAGCGAGGGGCGCAUCCGAGCCCCCAGGUUCUGGUGCCGGUGUCUGACCUCGUCAGUGCUGCUCUACACUCCAACAUCUUGGUGCUAUAUCUCAUCGGCUGUGCUGUCUGGUUUGGACGUGCGUGUUUGGCCUCGGAUCAGAGGGAGGAGAUGACGCCAUGACGUCAUCCUGCUGCAGAUGUGUUGUGAUGUCCUGCUUGUAUUUCCAGCUUGCCCUGAAUGAACUGAUUAAAAAAAUGCAACAAA
Nothobranchius furzeri (turquoise killifish) is the source of this 4817-nucleotide messenger RNA. It is a transcript of the gene map6b, whose product is annotated as microtubule-associated protein 6b. The record is from RefSeq and is a predicted model, not a curated record. Gene Ontology annotation, cellular component: cis-Golgi network; microtubule; Golgi-associated vesicle. Gene Ontology annotation, molecular function: microtubule binding; calmodulin binding. Gene Ontology annotation, biological process: microtubule cytoskeleton organization; regulation of microtubule cytoskeleton organization; cytoskeleton-dependent intracellular transport. Lineage: Eukaryota; Metazoa; Chordata; Actinopteri; Cyprinodontiformes; Nothobranchiidae.